This is a messenger RNA of Staurois parvus, 257 nucleotides long. The record is from the annotation of a GenBank genome assembly. NCBI's taxonomy places the organism in Eukaryota, Metazoa, Chordata, Amphibia, Anura, Ranidae.
CUACAUUUCUUCAGUGAAAAUAACCCAAAUCCGUAUUUAUUAUUUAGUCUGUAGGGAAGUUAUAGAGUUCACAAACUAUGGGAUAUAUCUGAAAAUUGAUCAAUCCUGAUGUACUGACAGCCAAUCUAAUUUCCUGAGGCCAGAAAAUGUCAGAACAGUACAGAUAUCCCCCAAAUGACCCCUUUUUGCAAAGUAGACAGUCCGACGUAUUUCAUAAGAGGCAUGGCGAGUAUUUGCUGAAGCAUGUUGAGUCAUUG